This is a messenger RNA of Prorocentrum cordatum, 783 nucleotides long. NCBI's taxonomy places the organism in Eukaryota, Dinophyceae, Prorocentrales, Prorocentraceae. The record is from the annotation of a GenBank genome assembly.
UGGAGAGUCUCCGAGAAGAUCGAGCCCGGCGACAAAUGGGCAGACCUCCGUCUCGACUGGGACCGAGAUUACCGGCUCAAACACAAGAAGCACGACGGCCACUGUUCGGAGAAGUUGACGAUCUCCAUCAAGGGCCCUUCUUCCGACGAGAUCGCCGUGACAGAGGUGCUCGGAAACACACUCUCCGAGGCAGAGUGCAGGCGUCUCGCGCCCAACAAGGGCGCCGGGUACCCCCUCAAUACCUGCUUCGCAAGGUACAAUCGCGAAAAGUUCGGCCCCUUCCACCCUGAGCGGACGACAACACCAGUCAUUGGUAAAGCGCCCGAACCGAUCUACAGAGUGGACAAGGCCCCGCCCGAGCUACAGUGCUGGAAGCUACACGAAGCCGUGGAGGAGAUAUACAUGAAGGGACACGACCCGCGGGACCUCUUCGGCGCCCCCAUCCCCGCCCUCACGCAUUUCCUGAGGUUCAGGAGCGCCGAUGUCGCUGACAAGCAGAUUGCCAACAAGGUGCAGCUUGGCCACAACAUCGGCGCAGCCCACCGCUGCCGCGCUGCGUCUGCCCUUGGCACGGCCAUCCAAGGCCCCGACACCUCCGACACCGGCCACCCUGGAACGGUAGGAUUUCCUGCCAUCAGCACGAACGACAUCGACGAGAGCGUCGGGCAGGUCUUUCAGCGCCCAAGGGCAGUCCCGACCGCUUCCCAGCUCGACCGCACGACCGCGGCUCUCUCCUUCAACGACCUCUCCAGGCAGGUUCUCCACUCGUGCAACUCCCACUAG